AUGAUAGAUUCAAACCCUCCACUCAUGCAACAUUAUGGAGCACUUGUGAGAAAUUCUGCUGAAGCCCAACAAGCUAAAAGUUUUAGUGAUCAAAACCAUCCUUUGGUAGAUGCUUAUGACCUACCACUGAUAGACCUUAGUGGUCUUAAAAGUUCUACUGAAAAAGAAAGGCUAGCUUGCACUUCAGCAAUAUGCAAAGCAGCAUCAGAGUGGGGAUUCUUCCAAGUGGUAAACCAUGGCAUAAGCCAUGACCUACUAAGAAAGAUGAGGGAAGAACAAGUGAAGUUGUUUUCUGUACCAUUUGAGAGGAAGGUCACAUGCGGGCUUCUAAAUAACCCAUAUAGGUGGGGGACACCAUCAGCUACUCGUUCAAAUCAGUUUUCAUGGUCAGAAGCUUUCCACAUUCCUCUCACCAUGAUUUCAGAAACAGCUUGCUGGGGUGAAUUCAGUUCUUUGAGGGAAGCAAUAAAUGAGUUAGCACCAGCGAUGCUAGAAGUAUCUAGUUUAUUGGCGAGCAUUCUAGCAGAAAACUUGGGCUACCCAAAGGAUGCAGUUGAAAAACUCUGUGAUGCUGGCACAUGCUUUCUGAGAUUAAAUCAUUAUCCAUGCUGCCCAAAAUCUAAAGAUCAAAUUUUUGGAUUAGUGCCUCACACUGACAGCGAUUUCCUUACAAUCCUUUAUCAAGAUCAAGUCGGUGGACUCCAACUCAUAAAAGAUUCCAAAUGGGUCGCCAUAAAACCAAACCCAAAUGCUCUAAUUGUUAACAUUGGGGACCUUUUCCAGGCAUGGAGUAAUGACGAGUACAAAAGCGUGGAGCACAAGGUGGUGGCAAAUGACAAAAUGGAAAGAUACUCCGUAGCAUACUUCCUAUGCCCUUCUUACAGUACUAUCAUAAACGGCUGCAAAGGACCUUCUAUAUAUAGGAAAUUCACGUUUGGAGAAUACAGACACCAAAUUCAAGAAGAUGUCAAGAAAAUAGGACACAAAAUUGGACUAUCAAAAUUUCUACUUUAA
This is a messenger RNA of Abrus precatorius (Indian licorice), 1014 nucleotides long. RefSeq names its product gibberellin 2-beta-dioxygenase 6-like. The coding region runs from base 1 to 1014 and encodes 337 amino acids. The transcript is spliced from 3 exons. The record is from RefSeq and is a predicted model, not a curated record. Gene Ontology annotation, molecular function: dioxygenase activity. NCBI's taxonomy places the organism in Eukaryota, Viridiplantae, Streptophyta, Magnoliopsida, Fabales, Fabaceae.